AUGGCCUCACGCCUUUAUUCGAUCUACGGCGCUUUUAGUCUGUUCUCGUCGGUAGCUUUCGCGGCUUCGUUGACGGGGUCACGGUUGCUGGUGGUCUUGGAGGACACGGAACAGAAAGAGAGCUACUCACAAUUUUUUGGGGAUCUAGAAGCGAGAGGUUAUGAACUGAAGUUUGAGUCGCCAAAGACUGAGGGCUUGUCUUUGUUCACCCAUGGGGAACGGGAAUAUGACAAUCUGAUCCUUUUCCCGCCGAAAUCAAAGGGCUAUGGACCAGCACUUACACCACAACUGCUCCUGCAGUUCGCAAAUCAGGAAGGAAACAUCUUGAUCCUCACAUCACCUAAAGGCAUACCCGAGCAAACCCGCGAAUUCGCGCGAGAGCUUGAAAUAAACCUUCCUCCGAAGGACUACCUCGUCGUGGACCACUUCUCACACGACACGCUGUCAACAGAGAAGCAUGAUAUGGUAAUCGUGAAGCGCCCAGAGGUGUCCACAUUUACACAAAACUACUUCUCCCCCUCCUCUUCAUCCACAGAAGACAUAAUUGCCUACCGCGGGGUUGGACACACCCUUGGAAAUGGACCACUGCUCAACCCGAUUCUGACGGCGGGGAGGACAAGCUAUGCGUAUGACACGAUUGAUGAUGCUGUAUAUGCUGAGGACCCAUGGAGCGCUGGCAGCCAAUUGCACCUUGUCUCGGCUCUGCAGGCGAGGAACAAUGCCCGCAUUACGAUUUCUGGAAGCGCCGAGAUCUUCUCGGAUGUCUUCUAUGGUCUCAAUGUCAAACCGCCCGGCAGUGCCAAGAAAGUCAAGGUUGCGAACCGUGCGUUUGGAAGGGAUGUCACUGCAUGGACAUUCAAGGAGACUGGUGUUGUCAAGGUUGUUGGCAUCAAGCACUACCUUACCAACGAGACCGACGCGCAGAUCAACCCCCGUCUUUACAGGAUCAAGAACGAUGUCACUUUCGAGAUUGAGCUUGCUGAGUACAAGUCUGACCACUGGGCGCCCUUCACUGUCCCUGCCGAUGACGCCCUCCAACUCGAAUUCACCAUGCUAGACCCCUACCACCGCAUCUCACUCACUCCCUCAGUCUUUUCUCCCAACUCAACUACAUACUCCACCAGCUUCAGGAUCCCCGACCAGCACGGAGUGUUCGCCUUCCGUGUCAACUACAAGCGCCCCUUCCUCAGCAAUGUUGAUGAGAAAUACACCGUCACCGUGAGACACUUUGCGCACGACGAGUACACCCGCAGUUGGGACAUCUCGGGCGCGUGGGUAUGGAUGGCGGGUAUCGCGGUUACAGUUGUUGGUUGGGUAGCGUUCUGUGCGUUGUGGCUGUGGAGCGCGCCCGCGACAGAGGUAAAGAAGGGGAAGAAAAGUCAGUAG
Morchella sextelata is the source of this 1386-nucleotide messenger RNA. RefSeq lists its product as uncharacterized. Gene Ontology annotation, cellular component: endoplasmic reticulum membrane; oligosaccharyltransferase complex. The transcript is spliced from 4 exons. The record is from RefSeq and is a predicted model, not a curated record. The coding region runs from base 1 to 1386 and encodes 461 amino acids. NCBI's taxonomy places the organism in Eukaryota, Fungi, Ascomycota, Pezizomycetes, Pezizales, Morchellaceae.